Messenger RNA from Strongylus vulgaris, 319 nucleotides. The record is from the annotation of a GenBank genome assembly. NCBI's taxonomy places the organism in Eukaryota, Metazoa, Nematoda, Chromadorea, Rhabditida, Strongylidae.
CUGAUGUAAUUCUCAAUCGCCUUAAUGAUAUCGCUCACAAGGAAGCAAACACUCGCGAAACCGUUUCUGAGUUAGAUACCAGGAUGAUGGCAAUCGAGAAAACUCAGACCGAGAUCCUCGAAUGUCUUCGUGCAUUGAUGGCAGCUAACAUCCCGACAUCUCCUAUCCCUGAUGAUCGGCCCUAUGUUGAGCAUUCUCAAUCAAUCCUCGUUGUAUCCGAUGCGGGUUCCGUUGCUGAAGGCCUUGCUCCGCUGGCUCCAGUGCACAGAAGACAACGUAUGAAUACCGUUUCUGGUACAGGUAAGUCUCUAGUUUAGUG